This is a messenger RNA of Lates calcarifer (barramundi perch), 1614 nucleotides long. RefSeq names its product 5-hydroxytryptamine receptor 3A-like. Gene Ontology annotation, molecular function: extracellular ligand-gated monoatomic ion channel activity; transmembrane signaling receptor activity; neurotransmitter receptor activity. The record is from RefSeq and is a predicted model, not a curated record. Gene Ontology annotation, biological process: signal transduction; nervous system process; chemical synaptic transmission. The coding region runs from base 1 to 1365 and encodes 454 amino acids. Gene Ontology annotation, cellular component: membrane; synapse; neuron projection. The transcript is spliced from 10 exons. NCBI's taxonomy places the organism in Eukaryota, Metazoa, Chordata, Actinopteri, Centropomidae.
AUGCCUGUUGCUCUCCUCAUCCUGAUCUUCCUCACAGAUGGGGCGUCCCCUAAAAAAGCGUGCAGUUACCAGGACGUCCUGGACUACCUGAACCUGACCACAGACAAUGGCGUGUAUAAACUGACCCGACCCGUUCUGGACCACACACACCUCACUGUGGUGGAGCUGGACAUCAUCCUCUACGCCAUCCUGGCUGUGAUUGAGAAAACACAGACUUUCAUUCCUUUUGUCUGGGCAACAAUGAUGUGGAACAAUGAACGCAUCUCAUGGGACCCUUCUCAGUUUUGUGGAAUCAAGCAGGUUUCAGUUCCUAGAGACAUGCUCUGGCAACCGGACCUCUUCGUCUAUGAGAUGAUAGAGAAAGACGACUCCCCCCAGAAUCCAUACAUAUUUAUAUCCUACAACGGGAUGGUCACUUCUGAAGAGGACGUGAAGGUGGUCAGCACCUGCAAAAUGGACGUCCACAAGUUCCCCUUCGACACGCAGAAAUGCAACAUCUCCAUUGGUUCUGCAAUACACAGUGUCGAUGAAAUUCAUCUCCUUCCUUUCUCCAACUCAUCUCGAGCCACUCAGUUUUCCCGAGAGGUGAUGAAGACUCAGGGAGACUGGGAGUUCCUUCAGCUGUCUGUCAACAGCAACAAUUUCACCCAUGAAAACAAACAGUGGGAUCAGCUCAUAUACACUUUCACCAUGAAGAGGAGGCCGCUCCUCCACGUAAUCAACUUCCUGUUGCCAAUCCUGUUCUUCUUGACUCUGGAUGUCGCCUCCUUCUUCAUCUCAGACCACCGUGGAGAGAAGCUGGGCUUCAAGGUCACGGUGCUGCUGGCCAUCUCCGUCCUGCUGCUCAUCCUCAAUGACAUCCUGCCUUCCAUGUCCAACAAGACUCCUCUCAUAGCAACCUACUGCAUUGUGAUUUUUGCUCUGAUGCUGCUCAGUCUGCUGGAGACGAUCUUUGUUACGUAUCUGAUGGAAGUAGACUCAGCCUCCCAGGAGAAGCUCAAGCUGGAGGAUGACAGGGAGGACGAGCAGGAAAAAGGCAAAAUCAAUAACUCUAACACAGAGAAGAAAAGACAAACCCGCUGUUCGUGCAUCUGCAAAGUAUCCGACGGUGAGAAACAGCAUGAAGUGCUGCCUCUGUCUGAAGAGGUUAACAAAAGCAUUCAGUCACAAGAGACUCACGUAUUGCUGUUGAUCCUGGAGGAGCUGAAGGAGCUGCAGAGAACUCUGAAUCUGCACCUCAGUUCCAAUGAGGAGGGGGUGAAGUACAUCCACUGGGCCAAAAGAGUCAACAGAGGUUUCCUAAUUUUCUACAUCACCAGUGUGAUUCUGUUUCUGUCUCUCAUCUUCAACGAAUGGAACAGUUAGAAAUACAUUACAGACCUUAUAAUACCUCAGUUUCUGUGUUGUAUUCCCUCUGUAUGAAAAUAUAGUUUGUUAAUGUAUUCGGUGGAAUCAGUCAGUUCUCUGCGUCCAUUUAUUUUCCACUUUGUAAACAAGGUCAACACAUAUAAACAAGGCCUACACUGUAAAAAAAAUUGUCGACAGAAUCUGUAUUUGUCUUGGUGUGAGUUGACUUUAUGUGGUUUCAGCUGGGAUAACUUCCUCACUGACUGU